UAUUCUCCCGAGAUUAUCCGAGCGUGGCGAUAACUUCAAACUUGGUGGAUCACAAAGCAAUAAGCAUUGUAUUAAUUUGUGUUGUUGCGUUGCUGUGCAGGAUGGAAGACGGACCUUCACAUACACCCAAGCAGGAUCCACAUCUUUGCGAAGAGGCUGCGAAAAAAAUGUGCGCUACAAUUGUGUCGUUUGAAGUUAAAGACGACGACAUCUUCCUAAUUGGAAGAUCAAGAUCCGGUACUACCUGGGCGCAGGAAAUGAUUUGGUUGAUUGCUAACGAUUUGGAUUAUGAAAAUGCUAAGGAAUGCACUUAUAAGCGGGUUCCAUUUCUAGAGCACAGCGUCUAUUUAUGCGGCAACUCAAACACCCAAAUUAAUAUGCCAGAGCGAUACGAACCCAAUUCAAUAGAGUACUGUAAAAAUCUCAAAAGUCCUCGUAUUUUUAAGACUCAUUUAUCACAAGAGUAUUUGCCAAAACAACUAUUUAGUAAGGAAAAGAAGGCAAAGGUAUUCCUCAAAAUGUUAAGCUUGCUUAAUUACCUACUUUGCCUUCGCGCAAUAUUAAAGACGUUUGUUUGUCAGAUCGAAACUCUCACGAUGGAAGAAAAUAACUAUCUCCCUUAUUUGUGUGAAAAAACCGCAAGGAGUCUUUGCGCCAAAAUCAAACCGUUUGAAGUUAAAAAUGACGACAUUUUUGUAAUUGGAGCGACAAGAUCGGGUACCAUGUGGGUGCAGGAAAUGGUUUGGUUGAUUGCAAAUGAUUUGGAUUAUGAGAAAGCUAAAGAGGGGGCGUACUAUCGGGUUCCACUUCUGGAAUAUAGUGUUUAUUUGUGCAGCAAACCGGGCUCUCAGUCUUAUCAUAUGCAAGAGCGGUACGAGCCUAAUUCAAUAGAGUUUUGUAAAAACUUAAAAAGUCCACGCAUAAUUAAAACGCAUUUACCAGAAGAAUAUCUACCACGGCAACUGUUUGAUAAAGAAAAGGAAACUAAGAUUAUUUACAUUGCACGCAACCCCAAGGAUGUCUGCUUGUCAGGAUAUCAUUUUAAAAGAAUUGUUAUGAAGUGCGAAUUUGAAUCCCUGGAGAGCUAUGCCGAAGUUUUCAUGUCGGAUUCAUUUCCCAAAGGAGAUUAUUGGAAGAAUGUGCUGUACUUUUGGAACCGUCGCCACGAGGAUAAUAUUUUGUUUAUUACGUACGAAGAAAUGAAGAAAGAUUUGAGGGCGGUUAUGCGGAAAGUGGCCGAAUUUCUUGGCAAAGUUUUGACGAUCGAACAGGAGGAGGAGUUGCAAAGAUACCUGGACUUUGGGUCGUUCAAAAACAACAAUGCCCUCAAUCAAAUUGACUUUUUUAAUGCAGAUGCAUAUUUAAGACGAGGGGUAGUUGGAGGAUACAAAACGGAAAUGUCCAAUGAAUUGAUCGAUAAGUUUGAUAGUUGGAGCAAGGAAUGUCUUAAACAUUCUGAUUAUAAAUUAUAACGGUUUUUGUCAAUGAAACCGAUCUUGUAUAGUUUCUAGUAUUUGGUGUCCUUUGGAUCUUUUAAUCUAAGUUGUGUAUGGGUGAUUUAAAAUUAUACGGAAAUAUGAUUUUUUA
Molecule: messenger RNA, 1587 nt
Organism: Photinus pyralis (common eastern firefly)
Lineage: Eukaryota; Metazoa; Arthropoda; Insecta; Coleoptera; Lampyridae
Product: sulfotransferase 1 family member D1-like
Exons: 9
Coding region: 102-1472 (456 amino acids)
Biological process (GO): sulfation
Cellular component (GO): cytoplasm
Molecular function (GO): sulfotransferase activity
Source: RefSeq, a predicted model, not a curated record